UGAGAAGUUGUGCCUGUCGCCUGGUCUUUGGGGCAGCCUCUCACACAUCAUCUCUUUUGCCGCAGCAACUGGGAAACUAACUCACCUGCAACCUCUCCAAAAACCAAAAUAACCACAACGUUUUGCUAACUGAAAUGGACACACAGAAGAGACCGGGACACCACUCGCGCUGCCACACCUGCAGACGAACAGAUAUGAGCCGAAUGAAGAUGAAGAAGAUGUCCUCGUCCAGUCGCGCGCUGCUCUUGGCACUGGCCCUCGCACUCGUGGAAAUGGCCUCGGCAGAGACGCUGUGUGGGGGAGAGCUGGUGGAUGCGCUGCAGUUUGUCUGUGAAGACAGGGGCUUCUAUUUCAGUAGGCCAACCAGCAGGGGUAACAACCGGCGCAACCAGAACCGUGGGAUCGUAGAGGAGUGUUGUUUCCGUAGCUGUGACCUCAACCUGCUGGAGCAGUACUGUGCCAAACCCGCCAAGUCCGAAAGGGACGUGUCGGCCACCUCUCUGCAGGUCAUACCCAUGAUGCCCGCACUAAAACAGGAAGUCCCAAGGAAGCAGCAUGUGACCGUGAAGUAUUCCAAAUACGAGGUGUGGCAAAGGAAGGCGGCCCAGCGGCUCCGGAGGGGUGUCCCCGCCAUCCUGAGGGCCAGAAGGUUUCGGAGGCAGGAAGAGAAGAUCAAAGCCCAGGAGCAGGCGGUCUUCCACAGGCCCCUCAUCAGCCUGCCCAGCAAACUGCCUCCCGUCUUGCUCGCCACGGACGACUCUCUCAACCACAAAUGAGCCCAAUGCCAGCCCUUUGCACAGACAAGAGGGAGAGGAAAAAAAAGACUAGGGGAUUAUAGCUUUGUCUCUGGCGUCAUUUCUGUGGCAGUCCUCUUUGACCUCCCCUGCCCUGUCCGAGCCCACCGAUCCCCCUCCCCCGCCCCCCCCUACGCUCAUCCACUACUUCUUGACCCCGUGGCCCUUCUCUAAUGCCCCCACCACCCCCCACUCCCUACCCAUCCUCCUCAGGCACACAAACAUGCCUUCACAUUCUUCCUGUCCGAACUCUUUCGCUCCCUCUUCCCUUUCAGUCACCGACACAAAAGGCACGAAAACAAACGAUGAACAAAAAGUUAACAAUUCGGCUGAAUGCAAUUCAGGUAGAUCCUGACCCAAAAAAAAGAGAAAAGGGAAGGGAGGAAAAAGAAGAUGAAAGAGAUCUGUGCUUUGCAAGAGGACACCACGCGGAAUGUUUUUUGUCCUUGUGGAAGACAACUGAAAGUGAAGAGCAGCUUGCAUGAAAGAAUCCAUGCCACAUCAUUUUUCCUGAGGCAAAGAGAAGAUCUCUGUUAGUUAUUUUUCCUAUUAGUUUGCACCUCUACCUAUAAAGGGACUUCCACACUGUAAGGAAUUAUUUUGUAAAAUUAGAUUCCUGUUCCAGCACCUUUUGAUCACAAACAAAAAGCAGAAAAGAGUCUGCAAAAUUGCACAUUGCCACGGAUUACGUCAAAGUAAAGAAAAAAUGGCACUAUUUUUUUAUGAACAAUGAACGUGUAGCUUAAAAAAAUGUCAUGGUGCUAGCUUUGGGAAUGGACUCAAAGAAGAGGUUGAAAAGCACGUUUUUUUUCUUUGAAUUAAUAUUAAAACUUUCCGUUUUAAGGAAAGUGUGACUUUUGAAAAAAGGAAGAUAAAGGAUAUGGUGGAGCGCUUAGCAGUGGCAAUGUCAAGGGGGAAGUGUCACUGAGAGGAGACAUGGGCUGCGUCGGCAUCGAGGCUCACAGCUGAGUGUGAUACCAGCUGCUCGUCAAUAGCGACAAAGGGGGACCGGAGACCCAGUGCCUGUUCUUUCUGUCCCUGCCAGACACGGGGAGCAGUGUGAGGACACAUGUGGGACACAGUGGACUGCCUGGAUUGAGACAGCACUACAGUUCUGGGACAGUGCUUCCUGGUUGCCAUGGCUUUUCAGACUGCUCUGACAAGAAGUAACGUGGCAUUGGACAAAGACUCAGUGGGAUAAUGAUUCUAUUUUAUUUUGUCUUAUUUUCUGUUUUGUUUUCAUAUCAAUGUUUUAAUGAAAAAAAGGAAAAUCCUUUAGGUUUCUGGUACCGUAACAUUCCUGUUUUUUCCAAGUUAGGCUUUUACUUGGGUUUCCGUGGUUAUUGUUAUGAUGUUAUUUUACAGUUCUAAUAAAAGGCACGACAUUUUAA
Messenger RNA from Gasterosteus aculeatus aculeatus (three-spined stickleback), 2185 nucleotides. Its product is annotated as insulin-like growth factor 2. Gene Ontology annotation, cellular component: extracellular region. The record is from RefSeq and is a predicted model, not a curated record. Gene Ontology annotation, biological process: positive regulation of insulin receptor signaling pathway; positive regulation of transcription by RNA polymerase II; positive regulation of activated T cell proliferation. Gene Ontology annotation, molecular function: insulin-like growth factor receptor binding; protein serine/threonine kinase activator activity; growth factor activity. Lineage: Eukaryota; Metazoa; Chordata; Actinopteri; Perciformes; Gasterosteidae.